Messenger RNA from Octodon degus (degu), 1931 nucleotides. It is a transcript of the gene Ankrd1, whose product is annotated as ankyrin repeat domain 1. Gene Ontology annotation, molecular function: RNA polymerase II-specific DNA-binding transcription factor binding. The coding region runs from base 59 to 1201 and encodes 380 amino acids. Gene Ontology annotation, biological process: regulation of transcription by RNA polymerase II. Gene Ontology annotation, cellular component: nucleus. Lineage: Eukaryota; Metazoa; Chordata; Mammalia; Rodentia; Octodontidae. The transcript has 9 exons. The record is from RefSeq and is a predicted model, not a curated record.
UCAGUGGGGCGAGCUUGUCAUCCCCUCCCUCGCAGGCUUCCCAGACACCGAGUCUGGAAUGAAAAUUCACCUGCCUCUGAGUUGGCCACUGUUGGGGGAAGGGGUGUCACUCGGGUUCCCAGGUUGGAAGAUUAUCUCACCCAGCCUAAGCUAUAUAAGCUCACUGAGGUGGGGCAGCGCAGCAGGGCACGCUCCCGGGCUUCAUUCCACAGGAGAAAAACACAGACUCCCAGCUGCCAGCAUGAUGGUGCUGAAAGUUGAGGACCUGGUCACAGGAAAGAAGAACAGCAAUGGAGAGGCAAGGGAAUUCCUGCCUGAGGACUUCAGAGAUGGGGAGUAUGAAGCAGCUGUUACUUCGGAGAAGCAAGAGGAUCUGAAGACCCUUCCAGGCCACCACAUGAACCUGGCAGAGCAGCAAUGGAAAAGUGAGAAACAGCGAGAGACAGAGCUCAGAAAGAAAAAGUUAGAACAAAGAUCAAAGCUUGAAAAUUUAGAAGACCUUGAAAUAAUCAUUCAGCUGAAGAAAAGGAAAAAAUACAGGAGAACUAAAGUUCCAGUUGUGAAGGAACCUGAGCCCCAGAUCAUCACAGAACCUGUGGAUGUGCCUCGGUUCUUGAAGGCUGCUCUGGAGAAUAAACUACCAGUAGUUGAAAAAUUCUUGUCAGACAAGAACAGUCCCGAUGUCUGUGAUGAGUAUAAACGGACAGCCCUGCACAGAGCAUGCUUGGAAGGACAUUUGGCAAUCGUGGAGAAGUUAAUAGAAGCCGGAGCCCAGAUUGAAUUCCGUGAUAUGCUGGAAUCCACAGCCAUCCACUGGGCGUGCCGUGGAGGAAGCCUGGAUGUCUUAAAACUCUUGCUGAACAAAGGUGCAAAAAUCAGCGCCAGAGAUAAGCUGCUCAGCACAGCGCUUCAUGUGGCCGUGAGGACGGGCCACUUCGAGUGUGCGGAGCACCUCAUUGCCUGCGAGGCGGAUCUCAACGCCAAAGACCGAGAAGGAGACACCCCUCUGCAUGACGCUGUGAGACUGAAUCGCUAUAAGAUGGUCAGACUUCUCAUUAUGUAUGGCGCUGACCUCAGCAUCAAGAACUGUGCUGGGAAGACCCCGAUGGAUCUGGUGCUGCACUGGCAGAAUGGAACCAAAGCGAUAUUCACCAGUCUCCAGGAGAACGCGUACAAGACCUCUCGUAUAGCUGCUUUCUAGAGGAUGCUUCUCUCAGUAGCUGCUUGCUGGCACUUUGAGGGGACGGUCUGAAAGAAGGGGGAGCAGCCAUCAGGCCCAGCUUCUGUUGUCAGCCUGCUAUGAAGAUGUACCUAAUGAAGCCUCAAGAAAGCACAGGGUUAUAGGUGUUUCCUUUGAUGAAACUCACUCUAUUUCAUUUACUCCUGUUUAUUUAUUUUAUGACACCAAUAUUCAGACUUUCAUGAGCGUUCAUUUGGCAAGCAAAGCUUAAUUUAUCUCUAGCAUGUUCAGCAGCCCUAUAGUUGUAAGCCGUGUGGGUGAGCAGUGCUCUCAGAGCUUGCUGAGGUGUCCUCAGACACAAAAGAGAUUUGAAGGCUUCUGGAAGGACAAAGGUGAUAACUGCAGGGGUAUUUUCUUCACAACUUUUAAUGUUGACGUUUGCAUGAGCAGUGGGAGGCACGUAGUAACAGGGCAGGAAACAAAGGAUUGAAAGUGAUUCCAGGGUAGGGCGGUGAAGCCAGCCGCUUCAUUGUUGGGCCGGUUUGGCUUUUUCUUUGACCAAGUGGCGCAGGGUACCAAGGUGCACGAAGGUCAGGAGCGUAUGCGCAGGGCAGGCAAAGAGUCACCUCCGGAGCUACGCAGAGCUGCAUGUAAUAACAAGGAUGAAAGGAAAUACGAACUGUAAAUGUGAAGAUGUAUAUUGAGUUGUCUUUAUGUUUUAUAUUCAUAAUAAAAGCAAAUAAACUCUAAA